This is a messenger RNA of Gambusia affinis (western mosquitofish), 1697 nucleotides long. Its product is annotated as transcription factor Maf. The record is from RefSeq and is a predicted model, not a curated record. Gene Ontology annotation, molecular function: RNA polymerase II cis-regulatory region sequence-specific DNA binding; DNA-binding transcription factor activity, RNA polymerase II-specific. NCBI's taxonomy places the organism in Eukaryota, Metazoa, Chordata, Actinopteri, Cyprinodontiformes, Poeciliidae. Gene Ontology annotation, cellular component: nucleus. The coding region runs from base 519 to 1523 and encodes 334 amino acids. The transcript is spliced from 3 exons. Gene Ontology annotation, biological process: regulation of transcription by RNA polymerase II.
CUGGUCUCAGUCAAUUUCAUAUUUCAGUCCUGACGUCAGGACGCCUAUAAAACUAAGCUAUGGUUUUUAACUCGUCGGCUGACUGAUCUCUUUGAAAAAAAAAUCUAUCAAUCCAAGGGUGGAGUUUUUUUUUCCUCCCAUUCUCUACUAGGCAACUAUUUGGCCGGGACACAUACGUGAACCUCCUCAAAUUGGCGCACUAAUCCUAAAAGGAGCCAUGAAGUGUUAAACGGUAGAAACAGAGAGAGCGGCGCUCAGACACCCGCACGCUGGGAGAGAGGGAGGAAACAGCGCUGCUCCAAUGCGUCUGUGCAACACAGACUGAAGAGAGAGAGGAAAAAAAACUUAUCGACUCACAAAACCAGAACCUGCGCUGCGCAAUUAGUGCGAGAGAACUCACUUUUCCUUCUGUUUUGAAGAAAAUAAAUAAAGAAAUCAAGCUGGCUCAGUGCGUGUCUCAGCAGCCUACUUUGACAGGUGCUCCUCACCCCCUUUGGAGGACUGUCAACAGCAAGAGGAUGGCAUCAGAGCUGGCAAUGAGCAACUCCGACCUGCCCACCAGUCCCCUGGCCAUGGAAUAUGUUAAUGACUUCGAUCUGAUGAAGUUUGAAGUGAAAAAGGAGCCGGUGGAGCCCGAUCGCAGCAUCAACCAGUGCAGCCGCCUGGUCGCCGGGGGAUCCCUAUCUUCCACCCCGAUGAGCACGCCUUGCAGCUCGGUUCCCCCCUCUCCAAGCUUCUCGGCGCCCAGUCCGGGAUCAGGGAGCGAACAGAAGACGCACUUGGAGGAUUUCUACUGGAUGACCGGGUACCAGCAGCAGCUGAACCCCGAGGCUCUGGGCUUUAGCCCAGAGGACGCCGUAGAGGCGCUGAUCAGCAGCAGUCACCAGCUCCAAACCUUCGACGGCUAUGCCAGAGGGCAGCAGUUCGGCGGAGCAGCCGGGGCAGGAGGCGCCAUGGCCGGGGAGGAGAUGGGAUCAGCGGCCGCCGUGGUGUCCGCUGUCAUCGCCGCUGCCGCGGCCCAGAACGGGGCUCCCCACCACCACCACCAUCACCACCACCACCACCACACAGGGGCACACCAUCCCUCCUCCGGGUCCCAGUCCGGCGGCGGCGCGGGGGGCAACCACCAGCACCUACGCCUGGAGGAGCGCUUCUCGGACGAGCAGCUGGUCACCAUGUCGGUGCGGGAACUGAACCGGCAGCUCCGGGGGGUCAGCAAGGAAGAGGUGAUCCGUCUUAAACAGAAGAGGAGGACACUAAAGAACAGAGGCUAUGCGCAGUCCUGUCGGUACAAGCGCGUCCAGCAGCGGCACGUCCUGGAGGGGGAGAAGACGCAGCUCAUGCAGCAGGUGGACCACCUCAAGCAGGAGAUCUCCCGGCUGGCCAGGGAGAGGGACGCCUACAAGGAGAAAUACGAGAAGCUGAUCAGCACCGGCUUCAGAGAAAACGGAGGCUCCAGCAGUGACAACAACCCUUCAUCUCCGGAGUUUUUCAUGACAUCGAGAAAAUUCCUCCAUCUGUGAUAGAGAGCUGUGCUUUCUUGGCCCCACCAGCCUGGAGACUGCGAUAUUAUGACACUGGAAUGCUGUUUUAUGAACAACCUACGGCACCUGGACUGCCAUGAAGCACAAUGUCUCAAAAGCGACUCGCCCUCCCAGCGGCUUCAGGACAACCCAACCCAAAUACAGAGGCUCGAC